CGCACUUUUUCUUCUUGUUAGGGAGAGAAAUAAUGGUCUUGGGAAAGCUUCAUGGCUCUUUGAUCAAGAGAACAACAAGCAUGAGAAUGAUCACAGACGAUAAAGCCACGACCUAUGAUAUUGCAUCUCAGCCGUCUGAUCAUCUAACCAUUCAUAAUCCGACGGUGAUGAUAUCUACUAAGAACGAUUAUGACUUCUUGAGGACUUGUAGCCUCUGCAAUCAAAAUCUCUGCCAUCGUCGUGACAUUUAUAUGUAUAGAGGGAACAACGCAUUUUGUAGCUUAGAGUGCAGGGAGAAGCAAAUUAAACUGGACGAGAGAAAACUGAAAAACGGCGUAGCAUCCAAGAAACCCAUUCGUAUUUGAUUGAUUAUGUAUGAUCUAAAAAUAAAUAAAUAAUUAUAAUUUUUCCUUACGCGUGAAAUCAUCAUGUUUGCCUUUUGUAUAUAAGAAUAAUUAUAAAAAUAAAAUUUACCAAAAACUAGAAAACG
Eruca vesicaria subsp. sativa (arugula) is the source of this 490-nucleotide messenger RNA. NCBI's taxonomy places the organism in Eukaryota, Viridiplantae, Streptophyta, Magnoliopsida, Brassicales, Brassicaceae. The record is from the annotation of a GenBank genome assembly.